Messenger RNA from Prunus dulcis (almond), 1273 nucleotides. RefSeq lists its product as uncharacterized. Lineage: Eukaryota; Viridiplantae; Streptophyta; Magnoliopsida; Rosales; Rosaceae. The record is from RefSeq and is a predicted model, not a curated record. The coding region runs from base 118 to 1056 and encodes 312 amino acids. The transcript has a single exon.
UUUCUUUUUCCUCAACACCAAAACUCUCUCUCUCUCUCUCUCUCUCUCUCUUUUUGUAGUUUCAAGCAUCAAACCCUCAAAAACCCCAAACUGUCUAUACGAUUGAACAAAACGAAAAUGCAAGCGGUUUCGGUGCUGUCUUUGUCUCCCAGCUUCAAUUCGUACGAUUCGAAGAACGAAUUUGAAUACGCGCAGCUCUCUGCAAAUUUCAGCUCCAAGCUCAAAAUCGCUGGUUCCGGUAGCGAUUUCGAAUUCAACGACACUAAACCCGCAGCUUUAGAUAACGAGAAGGAUAAGCCGGAAACGGAAGAGAGCGAAGGUGUUCAGAACGCCGACGCCGGUGGUGAUUGCUUGAAGAACGAAGAUGAAGACGAUUUCUCUUUCGUCUGCACCAACCCCGACGGAUCGCCGAUUUCCGCCGACGAUAUAUUCCAAAAUGGCCAGAUCCGUCCGGUGUACCCAAUUUUCAACCGGGAUCUCCUGUUCGCCGAUGCCGACGACGGCGAUUCUUCCAGAGCCAGAGGGGCUGCCGCUUCGUCUUCCUCUCUGCGUCCGCCAUUGAAGAAGCUCUUCUUCGAAGAGCGGGAUACGCCGUCGUCCUCGGCUUCCGAGUCGGACGAGCUCGAAGGAGUCCCCGAAGGAACGUACUGCGAGUGGUCGAGGAAGACCGUGGUAGUUGCGCCGGAGCUCAAAAACAAGAGCAAUUCGACGGGUUCGUCGAAGCUGUGGAGAGUCAGAGACUUGAAGCUCCGGAGCAACAGCGACGGGAAAGACGCGUUCGUGUUCCUGAACCCUAAUUCGACGACGACGAGCCCAAAGCCGAGCCAGGAAACGGCCGACAACAAGAGCGGCGCUAAGAUUGUGAAGACGGUGGAAAAGGUUAAGGGGAAGGCUAAGAAAGCCGAAACGGUGUCGUCGGCGCACGAGAAGCAUUACGUGAUGAACCGAGCGAAGAAGGAGGGGGAUAAACGGCGGUCGUACUUGCCGUAUAGGCAGGAUCUGGUUGGGUUCUUCACCAAUGUGAACGGCUUGAGCAGAAACGUUCAUCCUUUCUGAGGACUCACCCGUCAUUAACCAUUUAUUUAUUUAUUUUUGUUUACGUUUUGGAGUUUUUUCAUUGAUUAAUUAAUUAAUUAAUGUAAAUUAUUGGAGACGGAUAAAAUGGUGUUUUCCAUUAAUUUUAGGGGUGCUAAAAUGCAGGUAGGAACCGCAAUAUAUGUAUAUUUUCUUUUCAAAGGAACGACGCGAUAUUAGAUGUGGUGAGUUCUUGAAU